AUGUCAGAAUGGAUCGAAACAAGUAAUGGUAAUCGUAUAUCCAAAAAAGCAGUAAUAACUGGUUCACAAAGGAUUUUAAUUGCUGGUUCUUGCCUAAUUAAAGAUCAGUGCAUUGUAGAGGGCAACGUCAGAACAUUAGAUAAGAGUGCAAGUUCAAUUUCAAUGGGUCGAUUCUGUAUGCUGGGUACUUCUGCAGUUGUACGACCUGCUGUAAUUGGGUAUAAGACUGAUAAGGCUACGGGCAAAACUGUAUCAGUACAUUGCCCCCUAGUAAUAAACUCAUAUGUGCUAGUACGAGAAGGAGCUCAAAUACACUCCAAAAGCAUGGGAAGUAGAGUUGUUGUUGGUGCUAAUAGCAUUUUAUCCAGGUGUUGUAGUGUAGGAGACGUUGUAAUAAUAGAAGAUGGUGUAGUGAUACCUGAAAAUUGCGUGAUACCCUCAUUUUCAAGAGUUUGUCAGCACCCAGAAUGGAAUGGAUCAAUUAUCACAACUCCUUUGAAUGAAAGCAUGCGUCAAGUUAUUGAGAACAUGUGUAAGCGAGAGUAUUUAGGUAUGUGUUCAAAUAGCGAAGACUAG
This is a messenger RNA of Eremothecium sinecaudum, 576 nucleotides long. Its product is annotated as HDR003Wp. The record is from RefSeq and is a predicted model, not a curated record. The transcript has a single exon. Bases 1 to 576 code for a protein of 191 amino acids. NCBI's taxonomy places the organism in Eukaryota, Fungi, Ascomycota, Saccharomycetes, Saccharomycetales, Saccharomycetaceae.